GUUAAAGUUUCAUUUGACCUGGGUGAUGUUCAGAUCAAAUACAUUGAUGAGGAUAAUGAUGAGGUCUCUGUGAAUAGCAAAGAGGAAUAUGAAGAAGCUCUGAAGAUCGCAGUUAAACAAGGAAAUCAACUUCAGAUGAAUGUGUAUGAAGAAAACUCUUCUCUGAAAGAAACUUCGUAUUCUUGUUCUUUGCAACUACAUGAAAAAACUGUGACAGAAAAGUUGGCACCUCUUAAAGAUGAGAAGAAACCUCUUUCGUACUAUUCCAUGCCAGCUCAGGGGUUAGAGGAAGCCUUAAAAAAUGAAGAGGAGCUGACAAUUCAGCAAAAGUUAAAUCACACUAGAACAGGAAGAACAAAUGAAAAUCCUCCAGGAUGGUUUACUAGCUACUUGGAAACAUUCAGGGAACAAGUAGUUAAGGAAACUGUUGAGAAACUGGAACAGAAGCUAUAUGAGAAGCUUGUUCAUCACAAUCAGCCUCCAGAUUUUUCCGAGAGCUCUAUUGCAGCAGCACCUCCAACUUCAGAGAGCCAAUCAGGGAAUGGCAACCAGUGUGACUGGCUGAUCUCCUGCUGCAACUGCCAGGCCCGAAUUGUUGGAGUUCGCUACCAGUGCAGCCUUUGUCCAGCCUACAAUAUCUGUGAACAGUGUGAAGCAGGAACAUAUGCACAUGAUCCUAAUCAUGUCUUGUUAAAGCUGCGAAGACCUAUACUACGUAUUGCUGAGAAUUACAGUCUUGCAGAGUUUUCGCCUCGCCUGCCUGCUACUCUGGAGCAAGUUAGGCUCCAGAAACAGAUGGACAAAAGAUUUCUGAAGGCAGAAAAGCAAAGAUUACGAGCAGAGAAGAAACAGCGAAAGGCAGAGGUUCGAGAGCUCAAAAAGCAGCUAAAAUUGCACAGGAAAAUUCAUUUGUGGAACUCUGUCCAUGUAUUGGAAACUAGUGGCUCACCUACUCUGAAAUCUGAGAGUCUCCAACCUAAUACCUUCCUGAGUCCUAGUCAACCCUUCCAAGCAAUUGUCCCAACACUAAGUGCAGUAUUUGUGGAUGAGAAUUUGCCAGAUGGGACUCACUUGCAACCAGGAACAAAGUUUAUCAAACACUGGCGAAUGAAGAAUACUGGCAAUGUGGAGUGGAGCUCAGACACAAAGCUGAAACUUAUGUGGGGAAAUCUGACCUUGGCAUCUUCUGAGAAAAAAGAUGUGUUAGUGCCAUCCCUUCCAUCGGGACAAGUAGGAACUGUUUCAGUUGAGUUUGUAGCUCCUAAUAUAGAAGGAACUUACACCUCUCACUGGAGGCUGUCACACAGAGGGGAACAGUUUGGGCCCAGGAUCUGGUGCAGUAUUGUUGUGGAUCCCUCCCCAUCUACUGACUAUCUAGAAAGCAAUUGGAAGGAUUCUGACUCCUGUCAGAAGGAUAAAGCUUCCAGCACCAAACAGGAUGCUUCCUUAAAGACAGAAGCUGGUGCUCAACUGAUGGGUGAAAUCAUGGAGCAGGCUGAAAUACCUCUGCCAACAAUUCCUUUAAAGAUCAAAAAUCUGCCAAGUGAGAGAGAAUUUUAUAUCCCAUCUGUUGAUCUCCUCACUGCACAGGAUUUGCUGUCCUUUGAGCUGUUGGACAUUAAUAUUGUGCAGGAAUUGGAGCGAGUGCCACACAAUACUCCUGUUGACAUGACUCCAUGCAUGUCCCCUUUGCCACAUGACAGCCCCUUGCUGGAGAAACCUGGCUUAGGUCAGAUAGAGGAGGAGAAUGAAGGGAGUGGAUUUAAACCCGUGCCUGGAAUGACAGAAGCCUGCUUUCCUGCAGAUACUAGCAUAGUGAAACUGAAAGCUGAACAUCCACUGAACCAGGAGGAAGGAGAAGAAGAUAUGAGUGGGACGCAGUUUGUCUGUGAAACUGUAAUUCGCUCUCUAACCCUGGAUGCUGCACCUGACCAUAAGCCCCCCCAAAAAAAGAAAAUCCUCCAGAACUCUUUACAAACAUUACAAGACACCUUCAGCUGCAAUGUGAUAAAUGAAGAAUCUCCUAGGAUAAAAACUAAUUCCACUUCUAAAAAGGAAGCAAAGAUUCAUCAGUCAGAGGCAAUGACAGAAAAUGACUGUGGGGACCUUCCACUGUCUGAUGAGAGAGCAAGCCCCAGUAGUGAUACAGGCAAUUCUGAUGAAGAGGAAGAUGAUGAUAAAGAUGAUGUUCAAAGUCAAGGCUCCUCUGCUUCAUCGGAGGAUUAUAUCAUUAUUCUCCCCGAGUGCUUUGAUACCAGUCGUCCUUUAGGGGAGUCUAUGUAUAGUUCAGCUCUUUCUCAGCCCAGUUUGGAGAAGGCAGGAGAGCCUGAAGCAGGAGCAGAGAAUCCAGAAGGGGGAAGCCAGCCACAGAUCUGCAGUGUCAGUGAUAUUUUGACAACUUCACAAACACUGGCUGUAGUACCACUAACCCCAGAGAUUGCGGACACCUUACCCCAGACACAAAGGAAUCUUGCAUCUUUUCAGGAUCAUGUCUUCCAAGAACCAAACAUACCUGCCUUUGAGAAUCUCUCUUCCACUCCUCAUAAUCAAAUAAGAGAAGAACCCAAUGGUGAAGACAGUCAUGGACCAGGAUCUUUGGGAUUUCGAACUAGUAAACAGAAGUGCUCAGAAUACCCAGGAUACCCUCAAGGAAGCAGCAUUGCAGGAGAACUAGUUAAAGGAGCUUUGUCAGUUGCUGCUUCUGCCUACAAAGCAUUAUUUGCUGGACCGCCCAUUAUAGAACAGCAGCCUGCAGCUACAGAAGAGCACACUGCCACUCUUCUAUCCAGUCUGUGUGAGAUGGGAUUCUGUGACAGGCAGUUAAACCUGCGACUGCUGAAAAAACACAACAAUAAUAUGGUUCAAGUGGUAACUGAAUUGCUUCAGAUCAGUAACAGUGACUGGUACAGCAGUAGAUGCUGA
Molecule: messenger RNA, 2922 nt
Organism: Fulmarus glacialis (Northern fulmar)
Lineage: Eukaryota; Metazoa; Chordata; Aves; Procellariiformes; Procellariidae
Gene: NBR1
Product: neighbor of BRCA1 gene 1
Exons: 20
Biological process (GO): macroautophagy
Cellular component (GO): phagophore assembly site
Molecular function (GO): ubiquitin binding; zinc ion binding
Source: RefSeq, a predicted model, not a curated record